AUGGAUCUCGCAGUCACUCUCAUCAAGUCCGUGAUGCGGGCUUUCUACCAAACUCGCGACAUACUUGUCAUCGAUGCGCUUAUCCUCCAUGAGGCGCUGAGAGAUGAUGACCUGGCCUACCUGAUGGCCAUCAAUACAAAGGACCUCCACAAGAUCUGCGGCAAGCUGCGUGAAGAUAGAUUCUUGACUGUGCACACGCGAUCAGAGCUGCGAGAAGGAAACCCGAGACCGAGCAAUCGAACUUGGUACUACAUCAAUUAUCGAAAUACCAUUGACGCGAUCAAAUGGCGCGUCUACACGAUCGACAAGGAGGUGCAGGGCACCACGCAAGUGGCCAGCGAGAAGAAGGAAUACUUUUGCUCAUUCUGCAAAGCGGAGUGGACAGCCAUGGAGGUCUUGGACAACGUUGGUCCGGAUGGUUUCCUGUGCCAUCGCUGCCACCAUACACUCACGUUUGAAGCAGACCGAACUUCGACCGGUCAUGAGCAGUCCACUCGCCUCAACAACCAGUUCAAGUUCAUCAGCGAGCUCCUGCCCAAGAUCGACGCAGUCCACAUCCCCGAAUGUGACUUUGAUCGCGCCUUUGCCAACGCUCGCCCAGUGAAGCGAGAUGCGACACAUCAGCGUGCCCAAACCGUCGCGGCGGACGCCGGCGCAAACCGACCCAUGGCGGUUAAGGGCUUGACAAAUACUGGGCCUCAGUCUAUCGCAGUUAAUAUCUCGACUUCUGAUGGGCCAACAGAUGCUGAAAAGGCGGCGGAGCAAGCGCGCAAAGAAAAGAUUGCCAAACAAAACGCGCUGCCAUCCUGGAUGUCCAACAGUACAGUCACCGGAGAGUCAUUCUCGGCAACUGCUACACCAGGAACUACCACGACUAUCAAGAAGGAGGCCGCUGCAAACUCAUCACUUGCUGCUGCACCUGACACCAAGGCUACCACUCAGAUUGAUGAUAUCUUUGAGAAGCUCAAAGCAGAACAAGCUGCAGAGCGGGCUCGGGAAGAGGACGAAUUCGGAUCUGAGGAAGAAGACGAGGACGAAGAUGAGUUUGAAGACGUGCCACCAACAGGCAAUGUAUCCAGCCGGGACACUCCUGUCACACCAGCAAUCAAGCGGGAAGCGACUGCAGACGGAGACAACUCGGAUGAACGACAAGCGAAGCGAGUCAAGGUCGAACCUGAGCCGGUAGUCAAGAAGGAAGAAGAGGAAGACGAGGACAGUGAAGAAGAGAUUGAGUUCGAGGAUGUAUAA
Molecule: messenger RNA, 1248 nt
Organism: Fusarium keratoplasticum
Lineage: Eukaryota; Fungi; Ascomycota; Sordariomycetes; Hypocreales; Nectriaceae
Product: HTH TFE/IIEalpha-type domain-containing protein
Exons: 3
Coding region: 1-1248 (415 amino acids)
Biological process (GO): transcription initiation at RNA polymerase II promoter; transcription open complex formation at RNA polymerase II promoter
Cellular component (GO): transcription factor TFIIE complex
Source: RefSeq, a predicted model, not a curated record